This is a messenger RNA of Podarcis raffonei (Aeolian wall lizard), 745 nucleotides long. RefSeq names its product ribosomal protein S7 (gene RPS7). The transcript is spliced from 7 exons. Bases 120 to 704 code for a protein of 194 amino acids. NCBI's taxonomy places the organism in Eukaryota, Metazoa, Chordata, Lepidosauria, Squamata, Lacertidae. Gene Ontology annotation, cellular component: cytosolic small ribosomal subunit; ribosome; 90S preribosome. The record is from RefSeq and is a predicted model, not a curated record. Gene Ontology annotation, biological process: translation; rRNA processing; ribosomal small subunit biogenesis. Gene Ontology annotation, molecular function: structural constituent of ribosome.
AAUCCCAAGCUCCCCGGAACGAGAAGUGGGCGGUGUUGCGGCCCUUCCCGGCAGAGAAUCUGUGGUGCUCUCGCGAGAACUCUUCCUCUUCCUUAGGCCGGCGCUGAGAGAGAAAGGCCAUGUUCAGUUCCAGCGCAAAGAUUGUGAAGCCCAAUGGCGAAAAGCCAGAUGAAUUUGAGUCUGGCAUCUCCCAGGCUCUCCUGGAGUUGGAGAUGAAUUCUGACUUAAAGGCUCAGCUGAGAGAAUUGAACAUCACAGCAGCAAAGGAAAUUGAAGUGGGUGGCGGUAGGAAAGCAAUCAUCAUAUUCGUGCCAGUCCCUCAGCUGAAAUCUUUUCAGAAGAUUCAAGUGCGGCUAGUUCGUGAGUUGGAGAAAAAAUUCAGUGGAAAGCAUGUGGUGUUCAUUGCUCAGAGAAGAAUUUUGCCGAAGCCAACAAGAAAAAGCCGCACAAAAAACAAGCAAAAGCGUCCCAGGAGCCGCACACUCACUGCGGUGCACGAUGCCAUUCUUGAAGAUCUGGUUUUUCCGAGUGAAAUUGUGGGCAAGAGAAUCCGCGUAAAACUGGAUGGCAGCCGGCUCAUAAAGGUUCACUUAGACAAAGCGCAACAGAACAAUGUUGAACACAAGGUAGAAACAUUUUCUGGUGUCUACAAGAAACUCACAGGCAAAGAUGUCGUCUUCGAGUUUCCAGAAUUUCAGCUGUAAAGUACAACAAAUGAUUGAAUAAAACAGUUCAGUUGUUCAUA